Budorcas taxicolor (takin) is the source of this 1134-nucleotide messenger RNA. It is a transcript of the gene CTBS, whose product is annotated as chitobiase. The record is from RefSeq and is a predicted model, not a curated record. Gene Ontology annotation, cellular component: extracellular region. Gene Ontology annotation, biological process: chitin catabolic process; carbohydrate metabolic process. The transcript is spliced from 7 exons. Bases 1 to 1134 code for a protein of 377 amino acids. Gene Ontology annotation, molecular function: chitinase activity; chitin binding. Lineage: Eukaryota; Metazoa; Chordata; Mammalia; Artiodactyla; Bovidae.
AUGGCACGGCUGCAGCUAGCGGGGAGCCGGCGCCUCGUUCCCUUGCCCCGCCGGGCGCCCAGACUCGCUCCGCUGCUGCUGCCGCUGCUGCUGGCGCUGCCCGACGGGGCGAGGGCGGACUGCCCGUGCAAGGUCCCAGCGCUGUGCCGUCCCAUCACCCACCGCCCCGACUUCGAGGUCUUUGUAUUUGAUGUUGGACAAAAAACUUGGAAACAUUAUGACUGGUCACAGAUUACAACUGUGGUACUUUUUUCAAAUUAUGACCCAGAACUCAUGUGCCAUGCUCAUGCAAAAGGAGCCAGAGCAGUGCUGAGAGGAGAUGUAUCUGUAAAGGAUAUCAUUAAUGCUACUUUCAGAGCAUCCUGGAUAGCUCAACAAGUUAAGCUGGCCAAAACACAAUAUCUGGAUGGAAUUAAUCUAGACAUAGAACAAGAUGUUGCUCAUUCAUCACCUGAAUAUUAUGCAUUAACUGCUUUAGUCAAAGAAACCACAGACUCUUUCCAUCGUGAAAUUGAAGGAUCACAGGUAACCUUUGAUGUACCUUGGGGUCCAAACUGCGUAGGUGCAAGGUGCUAUAACUAUACCGGAAUUGCAGAUGCCUGUGACUUUCUCUUUGUGAUGUCUUAUGACGAACGAUGUCUGGCCUGUUCACAAUGUAUUGCAGGAGCCAAUUCUCCCUAUAUUCAGACACUAACUGGAUAUGAUGACUUCAUCAAGAUUGGAAUUAACCCUAAGAAACUUGUAAUGGGUAUUCCCUGGUAUGGUUAUGAUUAUACCUGCCAAAAUCUAUCAGUGGAUCAUGUUUGUACCACUGCAAAAUACCCUUGUAGAGAUGCUGUACAUCGUCAAGUGACCUAUCAAACAAUUAUGAAGCAAGUAAAUAGUUCUACUUCUGGAAGACUGUGGGAUAAAAAUCAGCAGUCUCCUUAUUAUCACUAUAAAGAUCAGGCUGGCCAUUUCCAUCAAGUGUGGUAUGAUGACGCUCAGAGCAUUUCUCUAAAGGCAUCAUAUGUACAAAAACAUGGCUUACUUGGCAUUGGCAUGUGGCAUGCAAACUGCCUUGACUACUCUGGAGAUGCUAUAGCAAAACAGCAAACUAAAGAAAUGUGGAAAGCCUUAAAACCAAACCUGUGA